This is a messenger RNA of Impatiens glandulifera, 846 nucleotides long. Its product is annotated as glutathione S-transferase U17-like. Gene Ontology annotation, biological process: glutathione metabolic process. Bases 38 to 730 code for a protein of 230 amino acids. Lineage: Eukaryota; Viridiplantae; Streptophyta; Magnoliopsida; Ericales; Balsaminaceae. Gene Ontology annotation, cellular component: cytoplasm. Gene Ontology annotation, molecular function: glutathione transferase activity. The record is from RefSeq and is a predicted model, not a curated record. The transcript is spliced from 2 exons.
ACAUCUACAUUAUCUCUUUCGCUCUAAAUCUCUAUAAAUGGCAGGAAAUGGUUCAGUAAAGCUCCUAGGAUCGUCCCCAAGUCCCUACGUGAAUCGGGUUCAGAUCGCCCUCAAUCUCAAAUCAAUUGACUAUGAAUUUCUAGAGGAGACAUUCGGCUCAAAGACCGAACUACUUCUCAAAUCAAACCCAGUUCACAAGAAAAUCCCAGUCCUGAUUCAUAACGAUAAACCCAUAUGCGAGUCCCUUAUCAUAGUACAAUACAUCGACGAACAAUGGUCAUCCGCCCCGACCAUCCUCCCAACCGACCCAUAUGAUCGCGCCAUCGCCCGCUUCUGGGCUGCCUAUCUAGACGACAAGUUGUUCCCUUCUCUGAGAGAGUACCGCAUGGCGUCGGAGGAAGAAAAACCGGCUACACUGGAGAGGGUGAAGGAAGGGUUUUCCUUGUUAGAGGAAGCUUUUGUGAAAUCUAGCAAAGGGAAGACAUUUUUUGGAGGGGAGAAUAUUGGGUAUCUGGAUAUUGCGUUUGGAAGCUUGUUGGGAUGGGUGAAAGCAGGGGAGAAGAUGGCAAAUGUGAAGUUUAUAGAUGAAUCCAAUACACCUAAUCUUGUGGUCUGGGCAAAGAGUUUCCUUUUACAUGAUGCUGUAAUUGGGGUCAUACCGGAGACUGACGUGCUCGUUGAGUUGGCCAAGAAGUUUGCAGCCAUGGCAAAAGCUCAAUCUAAAAAUUAAAUAAUUAAUCUAAGUUUAUUUCAAAAUAAAUCAAAUAAAUUGUUGUAAUGUGCUUGUAUUUUCAGAGUGGGCAGUACUUAAUAAUAUUUGUGAUGGGUGUUAAUUAAAUCUCUCUU